GAUAGAUCAGCCAUGAUUGAACGGUGGAGUAGACUUGAUGGGCCGAAUGGCCUAAUUCUACUAUCACUUGUGAUCUUAUGACCGUGACCCCGGCGGUGUUUCCGGCUGGGAGGUCAAGUGCGCCAGCCGCCGGAAGUGAGUGAUGUUUUAGGGGAGUGAAACAACAACAAUAAUAAAUAAAGUCUCAUCAGCGCUGUCAUCACCCCCGCUGACAUGCCGUCCGCAGUGCGGCUGACGCGGGACCUUUCCGCGGGCACAUUGAAUGCGGCGAUGCCGACAGCGCAGCAGUUGGUGCCAAUAGCAGCAGCAGCAGCAGCAGCAACAGGAGGAGCCGGGCAGCGGCGGCGGUAGCAGCAACAGCAGCAACAGCAACAGCAGCAGCAACAGCAGCAACAACAGCAGCAGCAACAGCAACAGCAACAGCGGCAACAGCAGCAGCGGCGGCGGUGGCGGCGGCGGCGGCGUCUUCUCACCGGCAACAGCAACAGCGGCAGCAGCAGCAGCAGCUUGAGCGGAGGCCACGCACAGAGCUGGAGCUGGAGCCGGGGAGGGCACGGAAGGGAGUGGCGGCGAGUGUGGAGCCGGGGCCGGCCUGGGCAUGGCUGAGAUUUAACUGCAGCAGCAGCUGCUGCAACAACAACAACAGCAGCAACAACUCGCGGACUCCUUUCCCCCACAACUCCGUCUCUUGGUCCCGAGUGAGAGCGGCUCUCGACCCUGGGCAGUGAGAAGAUGCUGGAGAGUGUCGGGUGUCUGCAUCUCACCACCCGGUGAAGGCGGCCGUCCAUUCAUUUAUUUAUUUACCCAUUCAUUCCCUCCUUCCUUCCUGACAGUCCAUUCCCAAACCUUUACCUUUCCCCUCCAUCCACUGCUUUGUUUUGAAGGUAAACGUGGACCAUUCUGCCAAGGAUGUUGUAUCUCUACCAGCUGUGGCCUGGAGAGUAGAUUCGCCACUUUUUUUGGGGGGUGGUGGGGGGUGGAUCAGAACUUGUUUUUGUUUCGUUGUCUUAUGUGCUUGGAUUGGAGAGUCAGCUGAGCAAUGAAGAAAUCUGGAGCGCACAUCAGCCUCAAGAGCAAAAAGAAAACUUCUAAGCAGCUGGUGCCGGAUGAAUACUGUGAUGAAAACAGAGUUAAACCUAGCCAGGAUCGGGAGCCAAGGGGUGAAACACAGAGAGAAAGGGCAGAGCCUGGAUCCUCUCCAUUGCCGUUCAGGAAACUCAGUAAUCCUGAUCUCGCCUGUUCAUCUGGAAAAAUUUCUAAACCCCAACACCAAUUAAGUGAAGAUGAUGCAAAACUUCGAAGAGGAAGCUUUGGUGGCGCAUUGGGAGGUAAACAUUUGCUGACAGUUUCCAGUGGGUAUGGACCAUCAACGGGUCGUUUGUCUGCAGAAUCCUCCAAUUUGGUGCGAAUGCGGAAUCAGGCAUUUGGGCAGUCAGCCCCUUCUCUAACUGCUGGCAUGAAAGAAUUAAGUUUGCCAAGAAAAGGAAGUUUUUGCCGUACAAAUAACCGGAAGAGCCUAAUUGUGACUUCGAGCACCUCGCCAACUCUGCCGCGUCCGCAUUCACCGCUGCCAGGGCACACAGGUAGCAGCCCUCUCGACAGUCCAAGGAAUUUUUCUCCCAAUGCAGCAGCUCAUUUUUCAUUCAUACCAGCAAGAAGGACUGAUGGACGCCGAUGGUCCUUGGCCUCUUUGCCAUCUUCUGGAUAUGGAACCAAUACACCCAGUUCCACUGUCUCUUCAUCCUGCUCGUCACAGGAGAAACUUCACCAGCUGCCCUAUCAGCCAACGGCCGAUGAACUGCAUUUUCUCAGCAAGCACUUCAGCACAGAGAGCAUCACAGAUGAUGAUGGACGACAAUCUCCUGUCAUGCGUCCUCGAUCACGUAGCCUCAGUCCCGGGAGAUCCCCUUGUUUCUAUGAUAAUGAAAUAGUAAUGAUGAACCAUGUGUACAAAGAAAGAUUUCCCAAGGCCACGGCUCAAAUGGAAGAGAAUCUCCAGGAGUUUAUCAAAUCGAGUGCUCCUGAAAAUGUGCUGCCAUUAGCUGAUGGGGUUCUCAGCUUUAUCCACCACCAGGUUAUUGAGCUGGCUAGGGACUGCCUGGCAAAAUCUCGAGAUGGGCUCAUCACUUCCGGAUAUUUCUUCGAGCUGCAAGAGAACUUGGAGAAGCUACUGCAAGAUGCUCAUGAACGGUCAGAGAGUUCAGAGGUGACGUUUGUGACCCAGCUGGUGAAGAAGUUGAUGAUUAUUAUUGCCCGGCCAGCCCGACUGCUUGAGUGUCUGGAGUUUGAUCCUGAAGAAUUUUAUCAUUUAUUGGAAGCAGCUGAAGGCCAUGCCAAAGAAGGACAAGGAAUCAAAUGUGAUAUUCCACGCUAUAUCAUCAAUCAACUGGGGCUCACCAGGGAUCCGUUGGAGGAAAUGGCCCAGUUAACCAGCUUUGACAGUGGCAGUACAGAAAAUGAAGAUUCUUUGGAUGGUUGUGGUGCUACAUUUAACACAAAGAAAACCCCGUGCGAGGAAGACUUUGAAAACCUAAAACUGAUUAGCAAUGGAGCUUAUGGAGCAGUCCACCUUGUGAAACAUAAGGAUUCACGGCAGAGGUUUGCUAUGAAGAAAAUUAACAAGCAGAAUCUUAUUCUAAGGAACCAAAUCCAGCAAGCAUUUGUUGAAAGAGAUAUCUUGACCUUUGCUGAGAAUCCUUUUGUUGUGAGCAUGUUCUGCUCUUUUGAGACCAAACGGCAUCUGUGUAUGGUGAUCGAAUACGUAGAAGGUGGGGAUUGUGCCACUUUACUGAAGAAUAUUGGUGCUUUGCCGGUUGAAAUGGCCCGGAUGUAUUUUGCAGAAACCGUCUUGGCUUUGGAAUAUCUGCACAAUUAUGGCAUUGUUCACCGAGACCUCAAACCAGACAAUCUUCUCAUCACUUCAAUGGGUCACAUCAAGCUAACGGAUUUUGGCCUUUCAAAGAUUGGUCUGAUGAGUCUCACCACCAAUUUAUAUGAAGGGCACAUUGAAAAAGAUGCAAGAGAAUUUCUUGACAAGCAGGUUUGUGGAACCCCAGAAUACAUCGCUCCUGAAGUGAUACUGCGGCAAGGUUAUGGGAAACCAGUGGAUUGGUGGGCUAUGGGUAUAAUCCUGUUCGAAUUUCUGGUGGGAUGCGUUCCAUUUUUUGGAGACACUCCAGAAGAACUAUUUGGACAUGUAAUUAGUGAUCAGAUAGCUUGGCCCGAUGGAGAUGAUGCAUUACCACUAGAUGCUGAGGACCUCAUCGCAAAACUACUGAGGCAAAAUCCAUUAGAACGCCUGGGUACAGGAAGUGCCUACGAAGUUAAACAACAUCGGUUCUUCUCAGAUUUGGAUUGGAAUAGUCUUCUCCGUCAGAAGGCAGAAUUUAUACCUCAGCUUGAGUCAGAAGAUGAUACCAGUUACUUUGAUACCCGUUCUGACCGGUACCACCAUCUUGAUUCUGAUGAAGAAGAUGACACCAAUGACGAUGACCAUGUAGAAAUUAAACAGUUCUCAUCAUGUUCACCAAGAUUCAGCAAGGUUUACAGUAGCAUGGAACGACUUACAUUGCAUGAAGAGAAGAAAACACCACCCCCAACCAAGCGCAGUUUCAGUGAAGAGAAGGAGGACAGAACAGACAGGUUGGAUGGGCUCAGUGGUCUGAAGACACGAGACAGGAGCUGGAUAAUUGGUUCUCCUGAAAUUAUCAGGAAGCGCUUGUCAUUGUCAGAAUCAUCUCACACGGAGAGUGAUUCCAGCCCUCCACUAACCGUGAGGCGCCGUUGCUCAACGCUGAUAGAGAUGCCACGCUUUUCGAUAUCUGCAGACGAAGAAGGAAAGAAGCAGCAAACAACCAGAACGUGGGAAGAUGCAUCUUUAAUUAUUCCAGAACAGCCGACAGAGAAAGAUCUCACUCUGCAGGUGGAUGUUAGCCCUGCCACACCUGCCUCAACAAUCAGCAAUAUCAGCAGCUCGACUUUGACUGCAGGCAGCACUUUUGACCUAACUGAUCAGAGGUCCCGUAGUAACAGUGCAGAGGCAUCAGACUCUUCAACUCCAAAAGCAAUAAGUGACCUAGCUGUCCGUCGUGCUCGACAUAGGCUACUAUCUGGAGAAUCGACCGAGAAGCGGACCUCCAGACCUGUCAAUAAAGUGAUCAAAUCAGCUUCUGCAACCGCCUUGUCCCUUAUGAUCCCUUCAGAUCAUCAUACUGGUUCUCCUUUAGCCAGCCCUAUGUCACCACGUUCUUUGUCGUCCAAUCCAUCUUCACGGGAUUCUUCACCAAGCCGAGAUUUUUCUCCUGCAGUAAGCAAUCUGAAGCCUCCAAUCAUUAUCCACAGAGCUGGGAAAAAAUAUGGUUUUACCCUUCGUGCUAUACGAGUAUACAUGGGAGAGAGUGAUAUCUUUACAGUUCACCACAUGGUUUGGCAUGUGGAGAGUGAUGGGCCUGCCCUUGAUGCUGGCCUACGUGCAGGGGACCUGAUAACCCACGUCAAUGGAGAACCCGUCCAUGGCCUGGUGCACACAGAAGUGGUGGAGCUCAUAUUAAAGAGUGGAAACAAGGUUUCAAUAUCAACAACUCCUUUUGAGAAUACUUCAAUCAAGAUUGGGCCAGCUCGAAGAUCUUCUCACAAGUCAAAGAUGGCAAGGAGGAAUAAGAAGAGUAAAACAAAAGAUGGCCAAGAGAGUAAGAAAAGGAGCUCCCUCUUCCGAAAGAUCACAAAACAAGCAUCACUGUUGCACACAAGUCGGAGUUUGUCCUCCCUGAAUCGAUCGCUUUCAUCUGGGGAAAGUGUACCAGGUUCACCAACACACAACCUUUCUCCUCGUUCACCAACUCAGAAUUAUAGGUCCACAGCAGAUUCUACACAUUCAGUUGCUGGAAAUUCGUCUCAGAGCAGCUCUCCCAGUUCCAGCGUACCCAAUUCUCCAGCUAGUUCUGGUCACAUCCGUCCAAGCUCUCUCCAAGGACUGGCACCCAAGUUUCAACGGCAAUACAGGUCCCCAAGGCGCAAGUCUGCAGGAAACAUACCUCUCUCUCCUCUUGCUCGCACUCCGUCACCAACUCCACAACCAACCUCCCCUCAGCGCUCCCCAUCUCCUCUAUCUUCACACUCUCUGGCCAGUUUCAACGUAGCACAGUCAUUCCCGAUUAAAUUACAUUCAUCUCCACCACUGGUCAGACAGAUGUCUAGGCCCAAGAGUGCUGAACCUCCAAGAUCACCAUUAUUAAAAAGAGUCCAGUCCGCUGAAAAAUUGUCUGCCACUCUAUCAUCUGAGAAGAAGCUGUCAUCUUCCCGGAAGCAUAGCCUGGAUAUAUCACACUCUGAAUUCAAAAAGGAAAUGUUGCAGAGAGACCCCAGUCUACAGAGUUUACAGGAAUCUGCUAAUGAAUCAUCAGGCAAUAAACGUGGGCUUGCAGAAAAGGGAACUCUGAAGCAACCUGUUGCUAGAAAAAUUGGUCGGCAGGAGUCUUCAGAAGGACUGAAGAGGGGAAAGCUAAAUGACAAACUAGUAGCAAUAAGACAUGAUAGGGCAGAAAGGAGAGAAGCUCUGCAAAAACAGGAUGCCAUUCGCGAGGUAGAUACCUCUGAAGAUGAAAGUGAUGAUGGCUCAGAAGACAGUCAGGAAGGAAAGAAGUUGCAUCGACCCAGCAUUCAAAAAGAAGAUACCACUUUAGUUGAAACAGGUUGUUCCUCGCAUAAAGCAGAGAGUAAGGAUUCUUCAGAAGAUGACCUCGGCUCUUUCACAUCUGAGGCUAAAGACACAAAAUCUACAGAAAUGAAGUUAACUCCUCUGCCAGAUCAAAACUUUGGGAAAACCAUUUUGGGCAGCACCAUGUCACAUCAAACAGGAGAACCUUAUAAAGUGGAAUAUUGUUCAAUCAACAUAGCACAAGGAGAAAACCUUGCUGCCUCAGCCAUCCAGAAAAAUAGCCAGGAUAAAACAGAUUCCAAAGACUUAAAAGCUAUUGAAACUGAACAACGUGUAAUGGAUUGUGUCACUACAAAGAAUAAUGACUCCCCAAAGACAAUAUUAUUUCAAAAAGCCCCAGAGGAAGCAUCAAGUCAAAUGCAUCGAAAGGCAGCACCAUUCAAAUUUCAGCAAAGCAUUCAAACUGGAUUGUUUGAAUCUUGCAAGGACUAUAGCACUCCACUUAAUCAAAUGAUGCACUUAACAAAGGAUGCACAUCAAAAACUAUCAGAAGCAACGGAUAAACUAAUUGCAUGUUAUUCCCCAAUGGCUGACAAUUUGCUUUGCAAAUCGGGAUCACCUCAAACUUCAAAACAGUCCAAGAGAAUUGAAGCUCCUAAGAAGCAGUCGAUUGCAACCGAAUGCAGGGCAAAUGAUGAGGUCAAAGGGCUAAGUGGAAAUAAACAGAAAGAUCCAUUUGAAAUUGGUGAGAAACUUCUUCAGUCACAUAAUGUGAAGUGUCAGGAAGUAAUUAAGCAAACCACUGUUGAAGGAAGAGUAAGUCAGAAUGAACGAAAAUUAAAGGAAAAUGAGGAGCUGAAUGCUAAAAUUCAACCUACAUUUAGUACGGAAAACACAGGUUCAAAAUUUUCUCCAGUUAACUUUGCAAAAACACCUUUUGUUUCGCAUUUAGCUACUGUUGCCAAAAAUGUGCUGGGUCCAGUGAAAUUAGCCAUUCCUGGGAUAACAGAGACAGAGAAGAAGAAAGAAUUGGGAUCAGAAGAUUUGACAGCCAGGAAUGACAAGCAAACAUCACAAUUUAACACAUUUCAACUUGUAACAAUGUCAAAUGUCUUGACACCCUCAUUACUACCCACAAUUUCAAAAUCACGGGUUGAAGAAAAGACCACAGUUUGUGGAUCACCGUCAAAGCCUAACCAAGUCACAGGAGCGUUAAGUGAUCAACGAGUAUUGCAAGACACUAUGGAAAGUCCAUUACCAACGGAACAGCACCAAUCCCGUGUGGAAAAAAAUGAGAAAGAUCAAUCUGGAAACUGUCAUUUGAAAAAUAAACAACCAGCAGACCACAAGAAAGGACAAGAUUCCCUGCUAUCACACAAAUUCACGUGAUAAUUUGAAGAAAACCUAAUUGACAGUUUCCAGUUGUACAAAAAUAGUCAUCAGCGUAUAACUUAAAAAAUCUUUCUGACCUUCCUAAAAGCUGCAUGAUUGACUUUAUUUCCAGUUGGAAAAAGUAACUCAAUAAUAUGUUUGUGAAUAGUUUCGCAUAUCCUUAACACUAUAUUCAUUUAUAGGGACAAUUCUUGUGCUGCCAAAAAGCUGUUUUACUUUUGUUUAGAAGUGAGCUGACAUUGCACAAUAUUUGGUGAGGUUUUUUUCCCAUACUCUCUAACAUCAAUUUUAAUUUUAUGUUUGACCAAUGAUCUUUUUUGAAGGUAGCAAGAUGGAUGAUACUUCCUGUGUACACUGUGAUCCUAUGAGAAAUGCCAUAAUGAACAUGAAUGCAUCAGGACAUUUAUCUUACUUGUCACCUCUAUUUUCUACAUUUUCAUAUUCAACUGGUUUUCAUUUGUAAAAUUCCUCUAAAUAGUGCAUUUAUAGCAAAUAGUCUCUGAUGUACAGUAUAAGUACAGCACAGGUUUGCCUACAAAGCCUUGAUCAAGGCCUAUGCUUUAUAAUUUACUGGAUUCAUCAUUAUAAAGUUGCCUGAAUCCUUAGCUCUGUAAUGUAUUUUGUCACUAUGCAAAGUAAUACAUUCCUGCAGAGUGCUUCAAGGGUGUAAUGUAAUUUUUCUUUGUAUUAAUGUAUCUGAAAAAUGUAUCUUAUUUAUUGUAAAUAUAUACUUGACAGUCUUGGAUGUCUUCAUGGGUUUGUGCCACAUAGAUAUUUUGUCUUGGAGGGAUAUAGUGAAUGUGUAAUUGAAGUGCUUUCACAAAUACAGGAAAGCAUUAAAAAAAAUAAAAUCUUAGUAUUUAAUCAACAUGUAAUCACCACCACGUGUGGUGCAGUAGGGAUUUUUUUGUGUUACUGCAUGUUGGCUUUAACCCACUCCCUUUAAAUAUACAGGGCUCUUAGCACAAUACAAAUUGUGUAAAUUAAUUAAUAUACAAAACCCAUAAGUUCUCUUUUUUUUACCACUCGCUUCAUUCUUAAAAAUUUCCCAUGAUAACAAUGUAAUACAUUUUGUGUUGGGUUUCAGCUGAUGUGCAUGUUUUAUGUUUGGUGUAACUCCUCAUCUUUUCAUCUUAUAUCAUGUUUUUGUUAAUAUAUUGCACUAAUAGAACUGGAGCUUUAGCUAGCCUAACAAUCUUAGAUUGCUUCGUUUUACUAGCACCUACGUUCAGCUAAAUGUGUCAGUUAGUUAAACUGAGUAAGUUAAAAUGUCAGUGAUUAAUACUGACUCAAUUUUAAUUGCUGUGUUUGACUUUUAUAAAAAAAACAAAUAUUGUAAAAGAUUCUGUGGACUUAAUGGCACUGUGGAACGUAUACUUACAGUGCAAGUGACUGAUUUCUUUAUUGCUAUAAUGUUUUCAUUCAAAGUUAAUGAGGAAAAUACUUGAAAUAAAAGGGUUGUGUUUACUGCCAUGAAAGAAAAAA
Messenger RNA from Amblyraja radiata (thorny skate), 8533 nucleotides. RefSeq names its product microtubule associated serine/threonine kinase 2 (gene mast2). Gene Ontology annotation, molecular function: ATP binding; magnesium ion binding; protein binding. The coding region runs from base 1040 to 7045 and encodes 2001 amino acids. The record is from RefSeq and is a predicted model, not a curated record. The transcript has 29 exons. NCBI's taxonomy places the organism in Eukaryota, Metazoa, Chordata, Chondrichthyes, Rajiformes, Rajidae. Gene Ontology annotation, biological process: cytoskeleton organization; intracellular signal transduction; peptidyl-serine phosphorylation.